Molecule: messenger RNA, 2910 nt
Organism: Fusarium venenatum
Lineage: Eukaryota; Fungi; Ascomycota; Sordariomycetes; Hypocreales; Nectriaceae
Source: RefSeq, a predicted model, not a curated record
AUGGAGCCUCUACGACAUGCCAAUACUAUGCCGCCUCAAGGCUUGUCUCAUCAGAGAUCUGUUGCUAGAAAGCCAGUUGGAAAACAAUCUGUAGUAUCAUCGCCUUCACCGCAGACCUUUUCACUUGCGCAUAGACCUGCUCCCCAGCAGCAGCAACCGCAACAGUAUCCAGCGGGUGGCUAUCCUCACAAUCAGCAGCAACAGAUUCAGCAGCAGAAUGUCCAGCAGCAACGUCCUCAAUCUUAUCAUCCUGGACAACAAGUUCAUCCUGGAUAUCUUCAGCAAAGUCUACAUCAAAUCCACAAUGCUCAACCAGCUGUUCAAGCCGCACAGUCCAUCCCGCAACAGCAACACCAAGGCCAACACUCUCAGCAACCUCGCCCCCAAUUGACACAGCAUCAACAGCCUCAUCCACAGUCGCCUCAACAGGUACAACUUCAACAACAGUCUCCAGCACAGCAACAACAAGUCCAGGCACAACAUCAACAACCCCAGCAAUAUGCGCCGCCGCAACACCAAGUACAGGUGCAGCAUCCUCAGCAACAGCCGCAUCAACAACAAUCUCCAGUACCACAGCAACAGACUCAUCAAUCAUCGCUUCAACAGCAGAUCCCCGGUCAAUACCCUCAGCAACAGCCAUUUAGUCCGAUAGGCUCAGCUCCAAACAUCGCGAGUCAAACGGCCCAAUCGACACUGGCAAACACACAUCAAACACCACCACAACCUCAGGUUCAACCUCAACCUCAACCACAGCCCCAGACACCAGCAGCAGGCCGGCCAUCUCUACAUCACAAUGACGUCGCUUCACCAACCCCAGCACCUCUACAUCAUGAUUCUGGUCACGCUAAUGCCAGCUCAUUUGUCCCUGAGCACUGGAUACCUGCGAGCGCUAGUAGUAGCAGUCCCAACAUUGCAGUACCUGCCACUACCAUCGCAAGCGUAGCUUCACCCAGCCCGAUAGGCACUCCAACAUGGGAUCCCACUUCUCCUCCGCCGAUUCAACAAACGCCGACAGUAGAUAUCAGACGGACUUCUACUGGCCAACCCAAACUUUGUAAUCAUUGUCGAAAAGGGAUCCCUCUCAAUGUAUCAGUAUAUACAUGCCUCAUCUGUAGCACCGCUCACAUCGCGACAAACUUUUGUGUUUGGUGCUUCACCUCCAACGCAGUCAACACUUCCCACAGCCACGACAAGUCUUACUACGCAACUGAAUCCGAUCCCCGUAUACAAUCGUCGGUCCAAGAUGCGACAACUCAUAUGUGGACGAUCCGAAAGAACGUUUCCGGUCGGCUUUGGUACACGCAUAAUGCGACUGGGCUCAAGACCCAUCUCAAACCUACGGCGGUGGCUCUGUCGGGAUUUUCAGGCUUACCGCCUGGUUGGGACGAACGCAGGACACCAGAUGGACGGACGUUCUACUUCAACAAAAGACUGGGAACCAGCGCGUGGACCAAGCCACCCAAUUCUCUCCCUGAGGGUUGGAAAGAGUUGAGGACACCAGACGCGACACCAUUCUAUGUCAACGAGCAGCUAGGAUUGUCGACGUGGGACCGACCAGGACAACAGCCAAAGCAGGGCAAUAAAGUCGUGGUCAGGAGGAGACCUGCACCAGGCCAACCGAUGACUUCACAAAACGUCGGAGACAACAUCCUCUCUGCUACUAUAAAUGCGGCCAGGCUCACAGGUCAAGGUGUUGAGUCGGCUAGUAGACAGGUCGGGAAGCUGGGCAAGAAGAAGAAUUGGAGGAAGCUGGGAAGAAUGCUCAACCAAGUAAACGGUUUGACCGGCGAUAAUUCUGGAAGCGAUAACGAAUGCAACGAUUACAAUGACAACAGUGGAUUCGACUUUGGGGACGAUUCGGGUGGCUACCAGGAUCAACAGCAAGGACAAUUCCAGCAGAGCUUCGAUCAGUCUUUCUCGGAGCAGUCGCAGCAGUCAUUCGACUUUGGCGAUAGCCAACAACAGGCGAUGUUUCAACAGCCAGCCUACGAACAACAGACGACCUUCGAGUAUUCCGUUCAAUCUGGGCAGUCAGAAUAUGAUCAGUCUGCAUUCGAACAACAGCCUGGGCAAUUCAGCAUCACGACAGAGGUUUCUUACACCACGACCGACCCUCAGCCCGCGUUUGAGCAACAGAGCUUUGAGCCGCAGCAGGAUCAAUAUGUCCAACAACCUUACGAACAGCAAUCUAGUUUCGAGGUUCAGCAACAGACCACGUUCGAGCCGAUGCCAACCCAAGACUCUAAUGCAAUGGAACCCCCUCAGCAAACCGAGCCCUUGGAAUAUGUUCAGCCUUUGCAGCAGAACGACUGUCCGCCGCCAUCAGUACCACAGGAGCCCUACGCGCAGCCUAUACAGCCCGCACCUCAAUCGGUCUAUCAACCUGACCUGCAGCAGACAUAUUCUGCUCGGCAAUACAUCUACGAUCCGACUCAGACACCUCAAACAGUGCAACAACAGGUGACUAUCUCUUACCAAGUACCCACCUACACACCCGAACCAGCACAAUCGUUCAUCCUCCAAUCUCAGCCAGAGCAGCCAGUCUACCCAGUCUACAUCCCCAACAACCAGCCCGAGAUCAUCACUAGUGAUGAUCACCUCGUCGAAGUCCCCGGCACUACCGAUAACACAACUCUCGUUCUGAACAGUGGAUACGGCGGUAACGACAUCCUCGCCGGGACGAGUCUGGCCGCAGAACAAAAUGUUGUGGCAACCCAAGUACCGCAAGAAGGCAUCGUCAGUGUUACUGUGCAGUCGCAGCCUCCUGUAUUCGAAACUACUUAUGCGCCAGAGCCGGUAGUGGUUCAAGAGUACACUACUGCUGGAAAGCCGGGAACAAUUGUAUCGGUUGAUGCCGCGACGGCAGAGAAUAACUUUAACACGGCCGAGAGGUGCAACCAGCUGAUUUAA